AUGAGUUCUACAAGAACGAAAGCAAUGGACGACGAGCCACAACAUGUCGUUGCGCCGCCUAUGGACAGCACGACAACGCCAGCACUACCACCAGUCGAAAAGCCACAGACUGCGAAUCAUGCAGGCAGCAUAUCAUCCUCGGACAGCAUAGUCGAGAAGCCGGCACCAACACAAGAUGAACCAAGGCCAUCACAGACUGAAAGCGAAUUCGUCUACCCACCUUUCAAGCAACAAUGCCUCGUCAUGAUCGCUCUCCUCUCUGCAAUCUUCCUCGUGGCCCUGGACCGUACUAUCAUUGCCACAGCUAUACCCGCAAUGACUGAUGAAUUCCAUUCGCUCAACGAUAUAGGCUGGUACGGAAGUGCCUUCAUGUUGACAAGCUCUUGCUUCCAACUUCUACUCGGAAGAGUCUACACUUUCCACUCCCCCAAAUGGGUUUUCAUACUCAUGAUCUUGCUUUUUGAGAUCGGAUCAGCGAUCUGUGGAGCGGCGCCAACAUCGGUUGCAUUCAUCUUCGGACGAGCAGUUGCUGGUGUUGGCUCCGCUGGAAUCAUGUCCGGUGCUAUCAUUCUCAUGGUUUCCACUCUGCCGUUGGCAAAGAGACCUCUUUGGAUGGGAUUAUUCGGGGCCAUCUUUGGGGUGGCUUCGGUCGUUGGUCCGCUAGUUGGUGGAGCUUUCACAACAGACGUGUCAUGGCUCAACCUACCUAUCGGCGCCGUCGCGAUUACGGUCAUUAUUUUCAUCUUGAAGCCUCCACAACCACAAUUCAAGGGCUUGACACUGCGACAACGACUGGCAAAGCUCGAUUUGCUCGGCGAGCUCUUCUUGUUCCCAUGCAUCAUUUGCCUGCUUUUGGCACUACAGUGGGGAGGCUCGACCUACGCCUGGAAUAAUGGCCGCAUCAUCGCCCUCUUCACACUCUUCGGCGUCCUACUCAUCGCCUUUGUGCUCGUCCAGAUCUUCAUGCAAAAGACGGCCACGAUCUCUGCCUCCGUCAUCAACAACCGCAGCAUAAUUGCAGGAAUGUGGUUGACCUUCUGCAUUGCCUCAACCAUGCUCAUCUUCACUUACUUCCUCCCAACCUGGUUCCAGGCCAUCAAAGGAGUCUCCGCCGUCCAAUCUGGCAUUGACACCAUCCCGCUUGUGCUCUCCCUAGUUGUGGGCAACAUCAGCGCAGGUCAAGUCACUGGACGCUUGGGCUACUACACUUCGCAAGCAUAUGCUUCUGUGAUCAUUAUGCCAAUCGGCGCUGGUUUGCUUACGAUGCUGAACACUACCACUGGACAUUCGGAGUGGAUCGGCUUUCAGAUACUUUUCGGGCUAGGCAUUGGGCUUGGUAUGCAGCAGGGUAACAUGGCGGCUCAAACCGUCUGCAAGGACCGCAAGGACGUUCCCAUGGCCGUCAGUUUGAUGAUGUUCAUGCAACAGCUUGGUGGUGCGAUCUUCAUUUCGGUCGGUCAGAAUGUCUUCGACUCAGGUCUCGUCAGCGAGCUUGUGGGCGCGAUACCUGGCAUUAGUGUCGGCACGAUCGUCAACACUGGGGCGACUGAUCUACGUGGCAUUGUACCCCCAGAAGACCUGCCUCUUUUGCUCACAAAAUACAACUUCGCACUGCGGCAAGUGUGGGUUGUCGGUACGGCUAUGGCUUGUCUGGCUGCGCUCGGUGCCUUUGCACUCGAGUGGAAGAGCGUGAAGGGCAAGAAAGGCGGUCCUGCUCCGAAGGCUGCACCAGAUUCUGGCGAUGCCCAGAAGGAGACAGCCGCACAGAGUCAUGUUCCUGCCAAUGAGAAGGUGUAG
This is a messenger RNA of Recurvomyces mirabilis, 1797 nucleotides long. RefSeq lists its product as uncharacterized. The record is from RefSeq and is a predicted model, not a curated record. Lineage: Eukaryota; Fungi; Ascomycota; Dothideomycetes; Mycosphaerellales; Teratosphaeriaceae. Gene Ontology annotation, cellular component: plasma membrane. The transcript has 4 exons. The coding region runs from base 1 to 1797 and encodes 598 amino acids. Gene Ontology annotation, biological process: transmembrane transport. Gene Ontology annotation, molecular function: transmembrane transporter activity.